Scheffersomyces amazonensis is the source of this 942-nucleotide messenger RNA. Its product is annotated as protein disulfide isomerase. Gene Ontology annotation, cellular component: endoplasmic reticulum lumen. The transcript has a single exon. Gene Ontology annotation, biological process: response to endoplasmic reticulum stress. NCBI's taxonomy places the organism in Eukaryota, Fungi, Ascomycota, Pichiomycetes, Serinales, Debaryomycetaceae. Bases 1 to 942 code for a protein of 313 amino acids. Gene Ontology annotation, molecular function: protein-disulfide reductase activity. The record is from RefSeq and is a predicted model, not a curated record.
AUGAUAAAGUGGACUCAUUUGCUAUUAGUGAUACAGUUAGUAGCUGUUAUAGUUGCUCGGGCCACUGAAGAUGAAUACAAAGAUGAUCCCAAUAUUUUUGAAUUAACCCCUAGCAAUUUUGAUAAAGUUAUUCAUAAAACAAACUAUACUUCCAUUGUUAAAUUCUAUGCUCCUUGGUGUGGUUACUGUCAACAGUUAAAGCCAGUAUAUAAAAAGUUAGGUAAAUUUUUACAUGAAGAUAGUCAAUAUGAUGUUAAUGUAGCUGCAGUUAAUUGUGAUAAAGAAUAUAAUAAACCAUUAUGUUCUCAAUAUCAAGUACAAGGUUUCCCUACAGUUAUGGUCUUUAGACCUCCUAAGUAUGUUUCAGGAAAUGAAGUUAAAAAUACUAGAGCAGCUAGUGAAAUUUAUAAUGGUGAAAGAAAUUUAAAAGCUAUGGUGUCAUUUGUCACAUCAAGGCUCAAGAAUUAUACUAAGAGAUUCCAUAAUAUCAAUAGUGAAUCCUUAAAAGCUUGGCUUGGAAGAGAUGUGAAUUCUGGAUUUUCUAAAGUGUUAUUAUUAACAUCUAACUCCCAAGUAAGUCCAUUAUUUAAAUCGCUUGCAAUCGACUUUUUAAGUAGUGUUAAAUUCGGUACUGUUACUAUUAAAAAUGUCAAAGACAUUCCAAAUCACAUAGAAAUAGAUGGAAAAGAAGUAGAAUUAAGCACAGAUGUUGAAAAUAUAUCAUUACCUUUACUUUUAUAUUAUGAUGAUUCUACUUCAACAUUUAAGAGAUAUUCUCAAAAUGGUAAAUUGAAUAACAAAAAGAAGAUAUCUCAAUGGAUUGUGGAUGAAACUAAUUCACAACCAGUAGAAGGGCCCUUAUCCAAGAAAGAAAAGAAGUACUACUCUAAUUAUAGAUCUGGUAAGAAAGUGAAGAAGCAAGUUCCACAUGAUGAACUUUGA